AUGGGCACUCCUGCUGCGAACCAGAGAAAGAAAGUCACCAUUGGUUCCCUACGCAGUCUGUACAAGAAGCGCGAGCCAAUUACAGUCAUCACAGCCCACGACUUCCCAAGCGCCCACGUUGCUGAUCAUGCCGGCAUGGAUAUCAUCCUGGUCGGCGACAGCCUGGCCAUGGUUGCGCUUGGCAUGGAAGACACGAGCGAGGUUGUGGUUGAGGAAAUGCUGCUUCAUUGCCGCUCGGUUGCAAGGGCUACCAAAUCCGCCUUCACUAACCACCAGGUUGGCGAUUUGCCUAUGGGCAGCUAUGAGAUUGCCCCGGAACAGGCCUUGGAGACGGCCAUCCGCUUUGUCAAGGAGGGCCGAGUCCAAGGUGUCAAACUCGAGGGCGGCAAAGAGAUGGCCCCCACCAUUCGGAAGAUCACAUCUGCGGGUAUUCCUGUCCUUGGCCAUGUGGGAUUGACACCGCAACGGCAGAACUCCUUGGGAGGUUUCAGAGUCCAGGGCAAAACAUCCAACGGCGCUCUCAAGCUCCUCGAGGAUGCACUGGCUGUGCAAGAAGCUGGCGCAUUUGCUAUGGUCGUUGAAGCUGUCCCAGCCGAAGUGGCCGCACUCAUCACGGAGAAGCUGUCGAUCCCCACUAUUGGCAUCGGCGCAGGCAACGGUUGCUCGGGCCAGGUCUUGGUGCAAGUCGACAUGACCGGAAACUUCCCUCCCGGCCGCUUCUUGCCCAAGUUUGUCAAAAAGUACGGCGAUGUCUGGGGCGAGAGUCUCAAGGCCAUCGAGACCUACCGCGAUGAGGUGAAGAGCCGACAGUACCCUGCGCCGGAGCAUACAUACCCUAUUUCCAAGGAGGAGCUCGAGGCGUUCUCCAACACUCUGGAGAAGUUGUGA
Molecule: messenger RNA, 888 nt
Organism: Colletotrichum spaethianum
Lineage: Eukaryota; Fungi; Ascomycota; Sordariomycetes; Glomerellales; Glomerellaceae
Product: 3-methyl-2-oxobutanoate hydroxymethyltransferase
Exons: 2
Coding region: 1-888 (295 amino acids)
Biological process (GO): pantothenate biosynthetic process
Cellular component (GO): mitochondrion
Molecular function (GO): 3-methyl-2-oxobutanoate hydroxymethyltransferase activity; magnesium ion binding
Source: RefSeq, a predicted model, not a curated record